Rhagoletis zephyria (snowberry fruit fly) is the source of this 356-nucleotide messenger RNA. RefSeq lists its product as uncharacterized. Lineage: Eukaryota; Metazoa; Arthropoda; Insecta; Diptera; Tephritidae. The record is from RefSeq and is a predicted model, not a curated record.
AUGGAUCAGCAAAUGGCCACCGAUGGCAGAAACGCCAUUCUAACGUCCUUCUGUGUGGAUGACUUUUUAAUCAGCUUCGAUUCUUGUUCUGAAGCGGUAACUGUGGCGCGUAAUGUGAAUACCAUCUUGGCUGCCGGUAAAUUCAAGCUAUGCAAGUGGAACUCCAAUGUGGCCGCCGUAAUGAACAGUUUGGCGGAAGACGACAAACCACAGAGCGAACGGGUCAUCGGAAACCGGGAUACUACGGUCCUUGGCUUGCGUUGGGAUACAUUGUCGGAUGAAUUCGUUUUCGGGCUUCAAUUUCCACCGCGAACCGGCGCCAUAACGAAGCGCAGGNAAUACCAUCUUGGCUGCCG